Molecule: messenger RNA, 4331 nt
Organism: Sorex araneus (European shrew)
Lineage: Eukaryota; Metazoa; Chordata; Mammalia; Eulipotyphla; Soricidae
Gene: KBTBD3
Product: kelch repeat and BTB domain containing 3
Exons: 3
Coding region: 145-1980 (611 amino acids)
Molecular function (GO): protein binding
Source: RefSeq, a predicted model, not a curated record
GGGCGGGGCCGAGUGCCGCACACGCCACUCACACUCGGAGACGCUCUGACGGGACAGGGGCGCCAGCCAAUCGGCUCCCGCCCUCUGGAGGCAGGGACUCUGGGGCGGAGACUUCGGAGACUGCAGUUGCAGUUCCAAGAUCAGAUGGAAUUGACUAUGGAUGAAUCUCAUGAUUUUGAUCAGCCGAGCUCAUGGAAUGGAAUCACAUCUGAGAAGGAAAACAACUUUCUUGUAUCAGAAGAUCAUGGACAGAAAAUUUUAAGUGUACUACAGAAUUUUAGAGAGCAAAACGUCUUUUAUGAUUUUAAAAUAAUCAUGAAAGAUGAAAUCAUCCCAUGCCAUCGUUGUGUGUUAGCAGCAUGCAGUGAUUUUUUCAGGGCUAUGUUUGAAGUAAACAUGAAAGAAAGAGAUGGUGGAAGUGUUACCAUUACUAAUUUAUCCUCUAAAGCAGUGAAAGCAUUUCUUGAUUAUGCCUAUACUGGAAAAACAAAGCUAACAGACGAUAAUGUAGAAAUGUUCUUCCAACUGUCAUCAUUUCUUCAAGUUUCUUUCCUAUCCAAAGCUUGCAGUGACUUUUUAAUAAAAAGCAUUAAUCUUGUCAAUUGCUUGCAGUUAUUAUCUAUAUCAGAUAGCUAUGGCUCUGCGCGUCUGUUUGAUCAUGCAUUGCAUUUUGUACAACACCACUUUUCUUUAUUAUUUAAAUCAAAUGACUUCUUAGAGAUGAAUUUUGGAGUAUUGCAAAAAUGUCUGGAAUCAGAUGAAUUAAAUGUUCCUGAAGAAGAAACCGUACUGAAAGUUGUCUUUAGUUGGACUAAACAUAACUUAGAAUCCAGGCAAAAGCAUCUGCCUCAUUUGAUUAAAAAAGUGAGAUUACAUCAGUUAUCUGAGGAGACACUUCAAGAAUGUUUGCUCAAUGAAGAGCAUUUACUCCGAAGCACAAACUGUUUUGACAUAAUCGUGGAUGCCGUUAAGUCUGUGCAGAAUUCCAGUGGACUUUUCCCUGAUGCUCGACCAUCCACCACUGAAAAAUACAUAUUUGUUCACAAAACUGAGGAAAAUGGAGAAAGGCAAUAUACCUUUUGCUAUAAUAUUAAAAAUGACUCUUGGAAAAUCCUACCCCAGCCUCACCUGGUUGACCUGCCAGGAUCGAGUCUGUCUAGUUACGGAGAGAAAAUAUUCUUGACGGGUGGCUGCAAAGGGCAGUGCUGCAGGACAGUGCGACUUCAUAUCGCAGAGUCAUACCAUGAUGCCACGGACCAAGCCUGGUGCUACUGUCCCAUCAAAAAUGAGUUCUUCUUGGUAUCAACCAUGAAAACACCCAGAACCAUGCACACAUCAGUCAUGGCACUCAAUAGGUUGUUUGUCAUUGGUGGGAAGACUAGAGGCUCACAGGACAUUAAAAGUCUCUUAGAUGUCGAAUCAUACAACCCUCUUUCCAAAGAAUGGGUGUCAGUGAGCCCCUUACCCAGAGGCAUCUACUAUCCCGAAGCAAGCACCUGUCAAAACAUAAUUUAUGUUCUGGGGUCAGAGGUGGAAAUCACAGACGCCUUCAACCCAUCACUGGAUUGCUUUUUCAAGUACAAUGCUACAACUGACCAGUGGUCUGAGCUGGUGGCCGAGUUUGGGCAGUUCUUUCAUGCAACAUUAAUAAAGGCUGUCCCGGUCAACUGCACAUUGUACAUAUGUGACCUGUCCACCUAUAAGGUUUACAGUUUCUGUCCAGAUACUUGUGUUUGGAAGGGUGAAGGGUCUUUUGAGUGUGCGGGCUUUAAUGCAGGAGCAGUUGGAAUUGAAGACAAAAUUUACAUAUUAGGUGGUGAUUAUGCACCAGAUGAAAUCACAGACGAAGUACAGGUCUACCACAGCAGCAGAUCUGAAUGGGAAGAAGUUUCGUCAAUGCCGAGAGCAUUAACUGAAUUUUACUGCCAAGUGAUUCAGUUUAAUAAGUACAGGGACCCUUGGUUUUCAAGUCUUUUCUAAAUGUACUGCAAACACUUACACAUUUUGAAACUAUUCCAGUUCCAGAACCCUAUAGUAAGUUUGCUAAGCAGAAUAGUUGAUAAAAAAGGUCUUUUCCUCAUAAAUAAAUAAAAUGUCCCUUCUACUAGGGAAUUACUAAGAAGUUACACCAUAUAUAAAUUAGCAUUUUACAGGAACAAAAUACAAAGUACAUUUUAUGAAAAACUAUAUUGAAUUUAGUUUAUUCUUGAAUUUAGAAUAGUAUGAGAAUAAAACCAUAGGCUUUGAUAUUCUGAUUUUUAAAGUCCUUUAUCCAUGAAAGACUUAGAAUAAUGAAUCAAAGUUCACAAAUUUUUCCUUUGUAGGUAGAAAUAUCUUUAGGUAGUAGAAUUAUUUAUACUCUAUUAUAUGAAAUAAAAAGUAAGUAAGAGAUCAGGAUCCUACCUUGUUACUCCAAGUAUAAGGAGUUAUUUAAUUCUUACCUUUCCUGGUCAUUGUUAGCUUCCUUAAGCCCUUAUUCCACUUAUUUAUUUUUCACUACCUCUCUCACAGUUUUUUUUCUAAAAGCAGUACAUAUCCCCAGCCAUUUAAACUGUACACUAAAAUGACUUUAGAUUCAAUUUUUCUUGGGGCCAGAGUAAUAGUACGGCACUUGUUUUGCACAUGGUUGACCAAACUUAAGUAUCAAUAAGAAACUUCAGGGUUUGAAUUAAUACCAACUCUAUUUUCUUUAAUGAUAUAUAUAAACUAUGAUAGUGAAUUAUUUUAUAAAUGUAUGUGUGUAUAUAUGUAUAUGUAUACAUACAUAUAUAUGUAAAUGCUGAGCUUUGGUGUUACAAGAGCAUUGGCUUAGUUGUUUAGUCAUCUUUAAUCCAAUCAAAGGAUAUCAAUUAAUUCUAGUUCUCACUAAGAUGAUUCUGCUUUCUAAGAGAGUAUGUUUUUUUUGAGCAGUUUAAAGGAUGAAAGAAUUGUAGAAUAAAAACCGCUGAUUUACAUUUCAGGUAAUGUAUAGAUUGGAUUUCUCUGAAAAGAAAUGUUUUCUAUACUCUGCAUUAAAGUAAAAACUGUGUUUAUAUUCUUUUGAAGUAUGUUAAUGACUAAAUGAAGGUCCUCAAUUUUACAGUAUAAAUAUAUGUAAUAAAAAUUUUAGAUAUAUUUUUCAAAAUAGAUUAAGAUAUUAGAUGUAAUUUUCAUAUCAUUCCAAAUUAGGGAUUCUCUCUAAACAUAUGACAGUUACUUUAGAAAUAUUCUGUAGAAUUGGUGGCCUUCUUACCAAGUUUAGUUGGAACUGCUGUUUCAUGAGAGUGAGUGAGAGAGAGAGAGAGAGAGAGAGAGAGAGAGAAAAGGAAUGAGCAAAAAAAAAGAGUAUGUAAAUUCAGUGGAGACUUUAAUGUCUUUAGUGUGACUCUGAAAACUUUUUGAGAAAGGUUAUACCAGAGUGGGUGGUCUAUAUGUGAAUUUACCAAACUGUUAAGUAUAUAUAAUAAAGUAUGUUUAAAAUAAAUGUUGUUUUAAUCACUGGUUAUAGGAAUUAUUAACCUUUACCAGAAGGAAAACAUUGAAACAAAGUAGAAUCCCGUCUUGAUCUAAUUUCAUAAUGAUGUAUCUUGAUUUCCAGCAUUAUUUCAUUAACCAGUAACAACAAAUCUCACAAUGGUGAUAUUACUGGUGCCCGCUCAAGCAAAUCAAUGAGCAACGGGAUGACAGUGACAGUGAUUUCAUUGACUAUUGAUUUAUAGAAAUGUUUCUUGUUUUUGUUUUCUGUUUGUUUUGUUUUGGGGCCACACCCAGCAGUGCCGAGGGCUUCCUCCUGACUCUGCACCAAGGGAUCACUCCUGGUGGGCUUAGGGGACCAUAUGGGAUACUGCGGAUCAAACCUGAAUAGGCCUCACGCUGGGCAAGCACCCUACCUGUUGUCCUACUGCUUUCUAAAACUGCUCUUGAAGUCUCCUUUCUAUCCAGGCCUAGAUGGCACCCUCUGCAUUUGAUAUACUUUACAAACAUUCUAAGGCACAUGGCACUUUUUUCUCUUUAUUUUCUGCAAUUGCUUCAGAUUAUUGGUUCCUAGUUUACUGGAUGCACCUGAGUACCUCUUAUCACUUACAAUGGGGAGAAAGUACUUUUUUAUUUUGUCAUAAAAUCCAAAAUUUUUCCUUUAUUCUUCUCUUAUGUUGGCCUUGGCUUAUGAUAUUGAUCUUGUUGGCCAGAGAGAUGGUACAGUGGGAAGGCGCUUGCCUCGCCUGCGGCUGACCCAGGUUAGAUUCCUGGCACUGCGUGGAGCCCUGGGAGAACCACACGCAGUGACCCCUGAGCAGGGAGCAAAAGUCAACCUUGACUGCCACAUGCCUGUGUCCCGGAAAACAAAAAGGGAA